AUGCUUAUCGACGGUCAAAAGUGGGCUUGUGAAGCUUGCAUACGAGGCCACCGUGUGUCCAGUUGCAAACAUCAUGGUACCCUUCCCCCAAUCUAUUCCCAUUCCUAUUUCCAUUUCCUCUACAACAUUUCCCGAAUAUAUGCUAACCGCACAGAUCGACCAUUGAUUCGUAUCAAGCGAAAAGGUCGCCCCUUCGCAACAUGUUCAAUCUGUCAUUCAACCCCCUGCAAAUCGCCCACGGACCACGCUCGUCAAAAGCGCGAGUCUGAGCUCAAACAUCCAAAAGUAACGCAACACACGCACAUGCCGUUCCUACAAUACCGGACUUCCCACGCUAGACUUUAUCCCCGGCACCAUAAUCCAAAUGGAUUUUUGCCCAUUGCGCCGAGACCGUCGUCCGGUGCGAAGAGGGAGUGCCGCAUAAGCAACGAGGGGGCGGGAGAGGGAGGAGCGGAGAGGACUGCUAGCUCUGGUUGUUUGGGGUAUUGGUCGGGUUCGGAGGAGGGGUCUGGGAAUGGGUCUGGGAAUGAGUCUGGAGGGUUGGUGGCUGUCUCUGGUCCUGCCAGUACCACUCAGAGUCUCUCGCCUGCGCCUGGUCCUUGUCCCGGUCCUGGCCCUGAUGCUGGUUCUAUUCCUUCCGAUCCGGUUAUGGGAAAUGCCAUCUUUGAUCCCACGUAUUCCCUUCUCCCUCCUGCUACGCUGGCGCAGACGGAUCCUCUGGGUCCGCUGGACAGUGUCAAUCCGUUUGACUUCCCUCUGGACCCGGCAUUGGCCGACGGUAUGUGUCUGGGGGAGAUGGAUUUGGAUAUCACGGAGGGAUUGGAAGAGGUCUUCCAGGUGGAGGAUUGGUCGCGGUAUAUGUGGUCGCCGGAGAAUGGGUUUGAACAUUUAGAUAUGGGGUAUCCCCCGGUGACGCGAUGA
Penicillium odoratum is the source of this 921-nucleotide messenger RNA. RefSeq lists its product as uncharacterized. Gene Ontology annotation, cellular component: nucleus. The coding region runs from base 1 to 921 and encodes 306 amino acids. The record is from RefSeq and is a predicted model, not a curated record. The transcript has 3 exons. Gene Ontology annotation, molecular function: RNA polymerase II cis-regulatory region sequence-specific DNA binding; DNA-binding transcription factor activity, RNA polymerase II-specific; copper ion binding. Lineage: Eukaryota; Fungi; Ascomycota; Eurotiomycetes; Eurotiales; Aspergillaceae. Gene Ontology annotation, biological process: intracellular iron ion homeostasis; intracellular copper ion homeostasis; positive regulation of transcription by RNA polymerase II.